AUGGACACCAAGCGCUGCUUUGCCAACCACUUCGAUGACUACCAGGGCAGCUUGCUGGCGGGCCAGUGCGAGGAAGCUGUGGGGCCAUUGGUGACUUCCACCAUCGAGAGAAUUCUCCAGGAGCUGCCCCCACUCAGGGGUACCACCGAGGCCCGGGGGGCAGCAACCGGUGCCAGUGGCUGUCAAGGGGGAUUGUAUGGCGGCGUGGCAGGGGUCGCCUAUAUGCUCUAUCACGUCUCACAGAGUCCACUCUUUGCCACCGCCCGGGAGCGUUACCUGCGCUCAGCCAAGCGCCUGAUCGACGCGUGUUCCCAAGUGGAGGACUGGGGUGAGCCAGACGCUGACACCCGCGCUGCCUUUCUGCUCGGGGGAGCGGGUGUGUAUGCGGUGGCCACGCUCGUGUACCACGCCCUGGGCCGGUCUGACUACGUGCAGCCGCUGGGCAAGUUCCGAGCUCUGUGUGCCACCUGCGCGCCUGUCUCCUUCCUGGACUGUGGCUCCGAUGAGCUGUUCGUGGGCCGCGCGGGCUACCUGUGCGCUGCGCUGGUGCUCAAGCAGAAACUCGCCCAGGAGGUGCUGACCCCGGCACAGAUCAAAUCAAUUUGUCAGGCAAUUCUGGACUCUGGGAAGCAGUAUGCCAUAAAAAAGAGGAAGCCAUUCCCUCUGAUGUACUCUUAUUACGGAACUGAAUACUUGGGGGCAGCUCAUGGUCUAUCAUCCAUUCUCCAGAUGCUUCUUUCUUAUCAUGAACACCUCAAGCCCUCAGAUCAGGAGCUGGUGUGGCAGAGUGUGGACUUCCUCAUGGAGCAGGAGCAGAACUGCAACUGGCCACCUGAACUCGGCGAGACCAUUGAGAGAGAGAAUGAGCUGGUCCAUUGGUGUCAUGGUGCCCCAGGGAUUGCCUAUCUCUUUGCCAAAGCUUACCUGGUUUCCAAGAAACCACAGUACCUGGACACGUGUAUCCGGUGUGGAGAACUCACAUGGCAGAAGGGCCUGCUAAAGAAAGGGCCAGGGAUUUGCCAUGGUGUGGCUGGCAGUGCCUAUGUCUUCCUGCUGCUAUACCGGCUCACAGGAAACUCUAAAUACAUCUACCGAGCUCAAAGAUUUGCUGAAUUCUUGUUUACAGAGGAAUUCAAGGCUGGGUCUCGAGUCCUUGAAAGCAUCUACAGCUUGUAUGAAGGCUUCUCCGGGACAGUGUGCUUUCUGAUUGAUCUGCUGCAGCCCAGUCAGGCUGAGUUCCCUCUCUUCAGUGUGUUUGUUUAGAAGGCUUCACCUUCCACUGUGGCUUUGCAGAAGGCCCCUGAGAUGUCCCGAGCCUACCUGCAGCAGUUUCUACAUAAGCCACAUUCACUGGGAUCACAGCCAUGAGCCUUAACAUUGCUGCCAGGAGGAACAGAAGAGACAUUUGAUGGCAACUUGAUAUCACACUUGAGAAUGCAAGUCUGAGAACAUGAAAGAUACAAAGCAACAUCACUCUUCUAAAGGCUGUAGAAAUACAAUAUUUCAGGGAAUACAUGUGAAACCGAAGGUCAAAGGAAAAAGGGAAAGAGAAAGGAUCUGGUUUUCAGUUACAAGAGUAAAAACAAAACUAAAUCAGAAAUAUGGUAAUAAACUGCCAAUCCCUGGAGAAAGAGUUUGGCCAUUUGGGGUGGGUGUUUGCCACCUCCAAUUUCAGAAAUAAAAGACAAGGGAAAACUAAAGUGAUUGUCCUAUGAAAACUGAUAGGGGGAUGAAGUGACUGACUGACUGCUGAAGGGAGUAAUUUCAAAAAGAAACUAUUGUUUGUCCUGAACAGUUACUGAUUUCAAUUCAUAUUUUUUGUUGAUUCAUGGAUAUAUUUAUUGCAGAUGAAUAUCUACUUUUAUCACUUUCCUGGGCACUUUAAACAAAUCAUAUCAGAACCUGGUAGAAACCCUAAAAUUAGAAGUUUCCUUAGGCCUUUGACCAUCUCCUGUUUCCUCUUUCUUUCAUAAAGUUCAACUAAAAUAGUGAGUAUCAUAUACUAGCAAAUACUGUAGAAAGUGUUGUUGUCAAUUCAUUUUCUCCAUGUGAAGUGUAAGCUGUGAAUUGUCUCUUGUUAGUAAUUUGAAAAUUGCCUUUAUGUACA
Echinops telfairi (small Madagascar hedgehog) is the source of this 2107-nucleotide messenger RNA. It is a transcript of the gene LANCL3, whose product is annotated as LanC like 3. The record is from RefSeq and is a predicted model, not a curated record. Gene Ontology annotation, cellular component: plasma membrane. Gene Ontology annotation, biological process: peptide modification; carbohydrate metabolic process. Bases 1 to 1263 code for a protein of 420 amino acids. Lineage: Eukaryota; Metazoa; Chordata; Mammalia; Afrosoricida; Tenrecidae. The transcript is spliced from 5 exons.